UUCUGAUGGAGGCUUUCCACCCGAGCAAGCUGGAGAAGCACCACCACCAUCACCAUCAGCCGGUGGAGUUUUUGCCAGGCGGCGGCAGGUACGCGGCUAAGAGCCACAGCGCCUACGGGAACGCGUUUAACUCUUGGAAUGAUUACCUGGGCUUGGCCACUCUGAUCACCAAGGCGGUGAGCCAGGAAAAGGGCUUUCGGACCGGAUCCUCUUCCGUGGUUGUGGCGGCGACCGUGCAGCAGGUCCCGGCGACCGAGGAAGGCGAGGAGGAGGAAGAGGAGGACGAGGAGGAGGAAGAGGAGGACGACGACGAAGUGGGAGCCCCUUAUUUCGAGAGCUCCCUGGAUUUGCACGAUUUUGACUUGUGCGCCCAUCACCACCUUAACCCUACCGAAAGCCUGCUGGAGGAGCGUUUCGCCGAUUUUAGCCCCUUCUCGGGCAGAUCCAGCCCGGCGUCGGUGGUCUUCAAUUGCUCCCCCGACCAUCUGGAAAGAGAUCGCUCGCCUCACGCUUGGGGCGGCCGCCUGCUGGUAGAUGGCCGGCUACAAGCUGCCCCGAAAAGCGCCUCCAGGCUGCUGAAGCCGGAAUUGCAAGUUUGUGUUUUCUGCCGGAAUAAUAAGGAAGCCGUGGCCCUCUACACCACGCACAUCCUUAAGGGACCCGACGGCAGAGUCUUAUGCCCGGUGCUGAGGCGAUACACGUGUCCUCUCUGUGGAGCCAGUGGGGACAAUGCGCACACGAUCAAGUAUUGCCCCUUGUCUAAAAUGCACGGGAGCGCCCCCAAACAACCGCUUAAAAACGCCCGGCACAUCCUGGGCAAGAAGCUCCGCUAGGGGGCGCUUCUCGAGCCUUGGCCGCGUCGGUGUUUGUGGAGACAGGACUGCGGAUCAAAAGACAUUGAUUGGAUCAAGGAAAAA
Messenger RNA from Protobothrops mucrosquamatus (brown spotted pit viper), 917 nucleotides. It is a transcript of the gene NANOS1, whose product is annotated as nanos C2HC-type zinc finger 1. Bases 6 to 833 code for a protein of 275 amino acids. Gene Ontology annotation, cellular component: perinuclear region of cytoplasm. Gene Ontology annotation, molecular function: mRNA binding; zinc ion binding. The record is from RefSeq and is a predicted model, not a curated record. The transcript has a single exon. NCBI's taxonomy places the organism in Eukaryota, Metazoa, Chordata, Lepidosauria, Squamata, Viperidae. Gene Ontology annotation, biological process: oogenesis; negative regulation of translation.